GUGAAAACCCAGAAGCCCCCAAGGCUCAGAAGCAGAGACAUCAGAAUAAAGACCAAGAGUCAAGAAGUAGGGGACGUAAAGGAGAGCAGAGGAAACAGAAAUUGCUCCGCUCAGAGUAAGCGGGAACUGAGAACAUACCAUUUUCAACAUGGCCUCUGAUGUCCCAAUGCCAGCCCCAGUGUGUCUAAUUGAGAACAUGAAAGGACAACUUACAGUGAACCAGAAAUCGCUGGAGAUUCUUUCUUCAAUAACUGAGCCUGUGGUGGUGGUGGCCAUUGUCGGCCUGUAUCGCACUGGCAAGUCCUACCUGAUGAAUAAGCUGGCAGGGAAGAAAUCAGGUUUCUCCCUUGGCUCCACAGUGCAGUCUCACACCAAGGGCAUCUGGAUGUGGUGUGUUCCUCAUCCCAAGAAGCCAAAUCACACCCUCGUUCUCCUGGACACUGAGGGUCUGGGUGAUGUGGAGAAGGGUGACAACAAGAAUGACACGUGGAUCUUUGCCCUGGCCGUGCUACUGAGCAGCACCUUUGUCUACAACAGCAUGGGCACCAUCAACCAGCAGGCCAUGGACCAGCUGCACUAUGUGACUGAGCUGUCAGAAUGCAUCAAGAGCAAAUCUGCCCCCAACACUGAUGAGAUAGAAAACUCCUCAGAAUUUGUGUGCUUUUUUCCAGAGUUUGUGUGGACUGUGCGUGAUUUCACCUUGGAGCUGGAAAUGAAUGGGAAACCUAUCACCCCUGAUGAGUACCUGGAGAAUGCACUGCAGCCUAAGAAAGGUAAACCUGAGGAAUUUAAAAUGUACAACCUACCUCGUCAGUGUAUCCGCCAGUUCUUCCCCAACAAGAAAUGCUUUAUCUUCGACCGACCUGCCCAAAGAAAGAAGCUUUCCCAGCUGGAGACACUUCAUGACAGUGAACUGGAUCCUGAAUUUGUGAAACAAGUUGAAAACUUCUGCUCCUAUAUCUUCAAGCAUUCCAAUGUGAAAACUCUCCAGGGAGGCAUCACAGUCAAUGGACCCCGUCUAGAGAAUCUAGUCCUGACCUAUGUCACGGCCAUCACCAGUGGAGACAUGCCUUGUAUGGAGAACGCAGUCCUGGCACUGGCUCAGAUAGAGAACUCAGCGGCAAUUCAAAGGGCCCUUACACACUAUGAAGAGAUGAUGAAACAAAAGGUCCAGUUCCCCACAGAAACCCUUCGGGAGUUGUUGGACAUACAUGCCACCUGUGAGAAGGAAGCCAUCGAAAUGUUCAUCAAGGAUUCUUUCAAGGAUGUGGACCAGAAAUUCCAGAAGGAAUUGAGGAACCAGCUAGAUGUCAAGCGAGAUGCCUUUUGUAACAAGAACCUGAAGGAGUCGACAGAAAGGUGCAGAGCUUUGCUUCAGGACAUUUUCAGGCCUCUGGAGGAAGCAGUGCAGCAAGGAGACUUCUCUAAACCAGGGGGCUAUAGUCUCUUUCUGCAGAAGACCAAGGAGCUGAAACAGAAGUACUACCAGAAGCCCAGGAAGGGGAUACAGGCUGAGCAGACUCUGCAGGAAUACCUGAAGUCCAAGGAAGAUGUAGCUGAUGCAAUACUACAGGCAGACCAGUCACUCUCAGCAAAGGAAAAAGAUAUUGAAGUGGAGCGUGUGAAAGCUCAGGCUGCAGAGGCAGCUGCAAAGCAGUUGGAGGAAAUGCAUAAGAAGAACCAGGAGAUUAUGGAGCAGAAGGAAAAAAGCUACCAGGAGCAUAUAAAGCAGGUGACUGAAAAGAUGGAAUCAGAAAGGAAACAGCUGAUAGCAGAGCAAGAAAGGGCCCUGGCUCUGAAACUCAAGGAACAGGAACUGUUACUAAAAGGAGGAUUCGCAAAUGAAACUGAGGAGCUUCAAAAGCAAAUCAAGUCUCUAGGGAACAGACUGAAUGAGACCAAAAAAAAGAAGGGACGCUGUGUCAUAUGCUAAAGACCUAGGCCUUCUCCCUCUGGUUGACUUCCAAUAUAACUUGAAGGAGUAUGCUUUCUGGAACAAAUAUACCAUAAGGGCUACAAGCUUUAGUUUUCUGUCCAAAUGUAAGCAGUACCGCAUUUGAAAAGCCUAGCAAUUUUCCUUAAAGACCUGUGAUUUUUAAAAUAGUGAAAAAGUGACUGUCCCUUGGCAUUUGAUUCCUUUAUAAAUUGUCUUUGUCAACUUUUCUCUUUUUUUCUUGAAUAAAGUUGGGCUCUUGGUAUUUAUAUGAAUAUUGCAUAUAGAGCUAUAUUCAGUUUUCUGAACAGUUUGGUCAUCAAAUGAGUGUAAGAAGUGUCAUUUAAAGGUGAGAUAAUGAUGUCUGGCAAGAUGUCUCAAACCUAUCUACCUGGAUUUUUGUUGUGGUUUUGGUUUGGUAGGGUGGGUUGGAGGAGGAGUCAGGACCCAGACACUGUGUCUCUCUGACCCCAUCCUGGUAAGAUCAUUCCCAGCUUCUCUAUUUCUGUGGAUCUGAUUUCAUCCAUUGGUGGGGGAUGGGGAGAGGGGUCAGGACACAGUCUCCCACUCACUUACCAAACUCCCUCACACCAGAAAACUUCUGGUUCUUCCUAUGUCCAGUAUGGUCUGGAUUCACUCAUUCAUCCUUCUUUUAGAGGAGCAACAAUAAUGUGGCAAAUGCAAGCUCUUUCAUUCAUCCUGAACCCCUCGCUGGUAGUACCAGCAAUUAAGACAUUUAUUUCUCUCUCUAGCCCAGGGGUUCUUGACCUUUUGUACUUCGUGAGGAUCCCCUUUGGCAAUCUGACAAAAAAAAACUAUAGACUCUUCAG
This is a messenger RNA of Dromiciops gliroides (monito del monte), 2763 nucleotides long. RefSeq names its product guanylate-binding protein 1-like. The coding region runs from base 149 to 1933 and encodes 594 amino acids. Gene Ontology annotation, molecular function: GTPase activity; GTP binding. The record is from RefSeq and is a predicted model, not a curated record. The transcript has 11 exons. Lineage: Eukaryota; Metazoa; Chordata; Mammalia; Microbiotheria; Microbiotheriidae.